Molecule: messenger RNA, 399 nt
Organism: Trichoderma atroviride IMI 206040
Lineage: Eukaryota; Fungi; Ascomycota; Sordariomycetes; Hypocreales; Hypocreaceae
Cellular component (GO): cytosol; mitochondrion
Molecular function (GO): deaminase activity
Source: RefSeq, a predicted model, not a curated record
AUGUCUCUCCAAAAAGUCGGCGUAUUCACUGACGAUGCGCCCACGCUUCGCCCAGGCGUUUAUACGCCAGCUAUCAUCGCCAAUGGCUUUGUUUUUACAUCGGGCGUGCUAGGUGCUGAUCCCAUUACGAAGAAAAUGGUUCACGGCACAGUCAUUGAUCGAUUUCAUCAGAUUAUGAGAAACGUCGAUGCUAUCCUCAAGCAAGCUGGCUCUAGCUUGGAGAACGUAGUUGAGGUCACGGUGUUUUUGACAAACAUAAUCGACGCCGAUGACCUGUCUCUCGCUUACAGAACUUACUGGGGAGACCUCAAACCUGCGCGAACCUGCGUUGCUGUGAAGGAGCUGCCCUAUGGCUCGGAUAUUGAGCUCAAGUGCAUUGCGGUAGUUACGGCCAGCUGA